Molecule: messenger RNA, 621 nt
Organism: Nannizzia gypsea CBS 118893
Lineage: Eukaryota; Fungi; Ascomycota; Eurotiomycetes; Onygenales; Arthrodermataceae
Product: SesA protein
Exons: 1
Coding region: 1-621 (206 amino acids)
Source: RefSeq, a predicted model, not a curated record
AUGAGGCCCACCAAGUUCGACGAUCUGAUCUCAGGCACGAUUGCCUCACUGGGAGCAGCAGCUGGAGCUUAUGAUAUUAUGAGAAACGAUCCUGACCUCCCCGCAACUUUUCAUAAGGCAGGUCAGCAUCUCGGCCAUGUCCAGCAAGCACUUCAGACUAUUGUAAAUCUACUGAAAUGGCGGGAUCUUGCUGGGGAUGUCAUACAAAUCAUCCCGUCGCUCGAAGACAGCAGCAAGAAAGCCAAAGUGCUAGAGGAUAUACUCUCAGAGGUCGCUUCGCAGCCGGAGUCGUCCAGGAAGAGCCGUUAUGUUAGCUCUGUACGCCAGCUGGGACACGAAAACACCAUAGAGGCAUUGCUGCUGGGAAUCAUGAGAAAUACAUGUGUUCUCGGAGAGGACGAGGCCAUCAAAGCAGCGAUUGACGACCAGGUCAGAGGAAUGCAUGGGGUAAUGGCAGAGCUGUCGGCAAUGGAACCAUCUGUGCCUGUCGGAGGGGGAGAGUCUCGCUUCACCCACUUUGGUUCUGGCUCCCAGUUCAAUAAUGCAGGGUCGGGUAAACAGUUCAACAACACUGGUAGUGGUCGCCAGUAUCAGGCCGAGGUCAUGCACUUUAAGGAUUAG